This is a messenger RNA of Gregarina niphandrodes, 339 nucleotides long. RefSeq lists its product as hypothetical. NCBI's taxonomy places the organism in Eukaryota, Apicomplexa, Conoidasida, Eugregarinorida, Gregarinidae. The transcript has a single exon. Bases 1 to 339 code for a protein of 112 amino acids. The record is from RefSeq and is a predicted model, not a curated record.
AUGGUGGUAAAGUAUAACGAACAAACGGUUAUGACGGAAUCGAUUCCGCUAACCAAGACGUUAACGAACUUGGCUUCGUACAAGGAAAUCCAAGGAGCAUACAAGCUGCUAGCCAAAUACAAGUCGGCGAUUGACUUCAUUGAUAAGAGGGCGAGCAAGAUUAUCGUGACAGAUAAUAUGCGCCUAUGGCAGGCCCUCGAGAGAAAUGAAGAACCAAGAAACGACUUAGAGGUAUACGCAGCGCGCAUCCGAGCCUUGUACAAGGCAACCUACCAGCACAUUCCAGGAGGCCAGAACCCGGCCGAUUUUUAUUCGAGGAGACACCGUCUCCUCACUUGA